AUGCUGGAAGAGAUGCAGAGGAAAAUGGAAGCAGCGGAGCAGAAGAGCGAGGAAGGGGUGGUGAGACAAUCAGGCGAGACAUCAUCAGCAAUAAGCGUAGAGUCGGGAGUUGUGAAGAAGGCACCGGAUGAUAAGUACCCUGUGAAAAAUUCAGCUGCUGUGCACACCGGGAAGAAAAUGAUCUUUAUCCGUUCCCGUCUCUGA
Molecule: messenger RNA, 204 nt
Organism: Linum trigynum
Lineage: Eukaryota; Viridiplantae; Streptophyta; Magnoliopsida; Malpighiales; Linaceae
Source: the annotation of a GenBank genome assembly